This is a messenger RNA of Cuscuta europaea, 3054 nucleotides long. NCBI's taxonomy places the organism in Eukaryota, Viridiplantae, Streptophyta, Magnoliopsida, Solanales, Convolvulaceae. The record is from the annotation of a GenBank genome assembly.
CGUAUACCACCUAGCUUUAUUCACUCUUCGAAUUGAAGAAACCCAUAAGCGCAUAGAACCCUAGCGAAGAACACUGACGACGGCUAAAUGUCGAUCGAUUCGAUUCCCUUCUCUGCUAAAUACCAUCGCCGCUGUUGAAGGCUGCUAAGAACACCACGGAUGGCUCUUGAUCGUCAGGUAGCUUGGGAAGAACAUCAUUGGUACGGUCAAUCUCCAUCUUCUACGAAGAACACCACCGACGGCUCUCGAUCGUCAGAAUCUCCAAAGGCUUCUUUUAAGAUCAGAUCUAUGGAUUGACUGUUCAGGCACACACAAUCUACAAAUAUUUUGUUUCAGCUAACUUAUAACUUCCUCAAGAGGUGAAAGCAAGCCAUGUCAAAGAAUGAAGAAGUCAUGUAUGAUUUUGAUGUGGACGAAGGGUUGGAUGAUUUGGGCCAACGCUCUAAAAGGAGACAAAAGACAAAGAAGAAAAUGCUGCUAAAGAAAUCUGCAGAUGAUAAGAUGGUGGUAAAGGUGAAUAGGUUUGGUGUUCAUGCAGGUAAAGAAUGGAUAGAGUUGGCCGAUUAUAUUGCUGUCGUAGUGCGGGAUCAUGUUUCCAUAGUGCAUGAUGAAUGGAGACAUGUGGCAGUUAAACUUAAAGACGAAAUGUGGAAUCAUCUUAAGGAAUUGUUCGUGUUGAGUGAGAAUUCAAAAACGCAUGUCUUAGCUACUAUGAGUGUAGCUUUUAGAAAUUUCAAAUCUGAGCUGCGAACUGACUUUAUCUAUCAACAUGAGCAUGAGCUGCAGAAGUUAGCAUUACCUCCCGUGGAGUACAAACACAUUUCGAAGAAAGAAUGGAAAUUAUUUGUGAAGAAGACUUUCUCCGAAGAAUUUGUGGAGAAAAGCAAUAAAGCGAAAGAGCGCCGAAAAAAGCACAAAUUGAACCAUCGAUUGGGUUCUACUGGAUAUGGAGGCUUGCUUUUAAAGAAGCAAGAAGAACUUGGAGUCAAUCUGGAAGACAUUGAUCGUUGUGAUACGUGGUUGCUUGGCAGGAAAAGAAAAGAUGGGACCUAUGAUGAUGAUGUCAAAGAAGUGGCAAAUGAAAUAGAGGACCUGAAGUGCAAAGUACAAGAGGGGUGUUUGUGCCUAAUGGGGAUGCUGAUGUUCUUUCCACUGCUCUUCAGAAAAAACCCAAUGGCAGUAGAGUUCAAGGGUUGGGACACUUCAUAACCCCAACACAAUACUUCCACAAGCCAAAAGAGACAAGAACUGAUCGCGAAAAGGAGCAUGAGAUGUGUGAGCAAAGGUACAAGAUGAUGGUUAUGAAGUUUGAAGAAAUGAGGACACAAGUGUCGCAUGCCAUAAGUGAAAUUGGAAGUUCAAGUAUUCCCAACAAAUCUCCUAUUGUAAAGGCUGCUGAAGAGGUAGAUAAACAAAAACUUACUCCGGUGAAGAGACGUCGUGUUACUGUCUCCAGGAGCUCCCCCCACACAGCUCCAAGAAUAAGGAGCCCAAGUCAAAUGAGAGUGAAGAAGAAGGAGAUACAAAAGGAAAGCGAAAGGCAACUGAAGUGCCAGAAGAACAAAAGUUGACUCCCCAGAAAAAACAUCUUGCAGCAGUUUCAAGAAGGUCUCCGAGAUUCAUGCAAAUGAAGAAUCUUCGCGAGGAGUGUAGUUAGAGCAGCUAACAACACAUGCAUAAGUGAAGCAUCACGAGAACAGGUUGUGAGUGAACUAGGUGCUACUAAAAUAAAGGUUGAACCUCCUCACCUCAAGGAAGAAAGCAUUCCAAAGAUGAUUGAAGUUGAAGCUGGAGGUGUUGUAGUUGUUAAAGAACAUGGAAGGACUAAGAUGAAGUCAAAGCAACCACCGGCAAGGAAACUAAUUAUGCAAAGAACUACAAGGUUUGCUACUGAAAAAAGAAAAGAGAAAAGCAAUAGCAUGAAGAUGUUUUCUAUGCUAGUUGACAAAUGCCUAGGAGAUGGGUACAUGGUCGAACAUGAUGCUGAAAUAUUCGGGUUUGCAACUAAAUCUAUUUUCAAUAAGCAAGUGUGCGGCCUUGUAAUCAACUUUGAACAGGCACUUAUAUGAGAAGAUGCUUGAAGAUGGAGGUAAUAUGCCAGUCCAAUUUGGCACGUCUGCUGCAGUACCGGUACCAUUGAAACCCUCAGAUGAGUCCAUUACAAGGAGGUCUCGCUAUAUAGCAGAUCUUUUGGGUGUUGGUUUGCCUGGACAAAUCACACUAAUCCCUUAUAAUACAUGAUGUUGGUAGCCAUUGAUGUUAUGGCAUGGACAAUGUACUAUUUGGACUCAAUUGGAGAGAAUCAUCAGAAGAUCUGUCACUGAUUGUGAACCAGGGAGUGAAAAUUCAUCAUGCCUCGGUUUCAAAGAAGAGGUUAUCUCUGAAUUGGGUUACAGUCAUGGUAUGUUCCUCAUUGCCCUAAAUUGUAUUUGGCGUGUUUACAUGAUGUUGUAUAAUGAUACUAAUCUGUACUUGACACUGAUCUAGUGCCCUAAGCAAACUAGUUCUAUGGAAUGUUGAUACUUCUUGAUGAAGUACAUAAGUGACAUUGUCUGUGAUGUUAAUGUUCUGAAAAAGAAUUUCUCAACAAUAAAGGACUACUCUGAACAAGACAUCUUGCAAGUGUGUGAGGAGUGGGCAGCAUAUGCAACAAAAUUGGCCCUAAAAUGCGGUUGAUUGAAUGAUGGUCUGGAGUUCGUGUACUUUUGGAGUGAAGGAAAAUGCAAGAAACACUUUUGGAGUGAAGGAAAAUGCAAGAAACACUUUUGGAGUGAAAUUCAUUGAGAACUUUAUGUUGGGUAUACUUUUGUAGGUUCUUGUUUUGUGGAAUGUAAAACUGUACGUUAUGCAAUGCCCCGGUUAAUUGUGGCGUCAUUUUUGCUUGAAACUGAAAUCCUGCGCGGUUGCGCCCAUGUUGUUGUGGAAGUUGUAACCUAACAUGAAGAAUUAACAAUGAUGAAAUCCAAACACUAGUAUUAUAUUGUAAUGUUUAUUAGUGUGUUUGUAUUUAAAGUUGGUUAAUCGGUGUAUUGCUUGAAUGCAAACAUAUAAAGU